AUGGAAAUAUGGCCGAAUGCAUCAUCUAUAGAUGGGUUCAUCCUCUUGGGCAUCUUCUCCCACAGCCAGACUGACCUGGUCCUCUUCUCUGCGGUCAUGCUGGUCUUCACAGUGGCGCUCUGUGGGAAUGUUCUCCUCAUCCUCCUCAUCUACACUGACUCCCGACUUCAUACUCCCAUGUACUUCUUCCUCAGUCAGCUCUCCCUCAUGGACCUCAUGUUGGUCUGUAACAUUGUGCCAAAGAUGGCAGCCAACUUCUUGUCUGGCAGGAAGUCCAUCUCCUUUGUGGGUUGUGGCAUACAAAUUGGAUUUUUUGUCUCUCUUGUGGGAUCUGAGGGGCUCUUGUUGGGACUCAUGGCUUAUGAUCGCUAUGUGGCCAUUAGCCACCCACUUCACUACCCCAUUCUCAUGAGUCAAAGGGUCUGUCUCCAGAUUGCUGGGAGUUCCUGGGCUUUCGGGAUCCUUGAUGGAGUAAUUCAGAUGGUGGCAGCCAUGAGCAUGCCCUACUGUGGCUCAAGAUAUGUAGAUCACUUCUUCUGUGAGGUGCCGGCUUUACUGAAGCUGGCCUGUACGGACACGUCCCUCUUUGACACCCUGCUCUUCGCUUGCUGUGUCUUCAUGCUGCUCCUCCCCUUCUCCAUCAUUGUGGCCUCCUACGCUCGCAUUUUGGGGGCCGUGCUCCGCAUGCACUCUGCUCAGUCCCGAAAAAAGGCUCUGGCCACCUGUUCUUCCCACCUGACAGCUGUCUCUCUCUUUUAUGGGGCAGCCAUGUUCAUAUACCUGAGGCCAAGGCGAUACCGGGCUCCUAGCCAUGACAAAGUCGUUUCAAUCUUCUACACAGUUCUCACUCCUAUGCUCAACCCCCUCAUUUAUAGCUUGAGAAACAGGGAGGUGAUGGGGGCACUGCACAAAGGGCUGGACCGCUGCAAGGUCAGCAGCAAGCACUGA
This is a messenger RNA of Chionomys nivalis (European snow vole), 948 nucleotides long. Its product is annotated as olfactory receptor 56. Gene Ontology annotation, biological process: G protein-coupled receptor signaling pathway. Gene Ontology annotation, molecular function: G protein-coupled receptor activity; olfactory receptor activity. The record is from RefSeq and is a predicted model, not a curated record. The transcript has a single exon. Gene Ontology annotation, cellular component: membrane. Lineage: Eukaryota; Metazoa; Chordata; Mammalia; Rodentia; Cricetidae. Bases 1 to 948 code for a protein of 315 amino acids.